Molecule: messenger RNA, 354 nt
Organism: Rodentolepis nana
Lineage: Eukaryota; Metazoa; Platyhelminthes; Cestoda; Cyclophyllidea; Hymenolepididae
Source: the annotation of a GenBank genome assembly
AAAGGUCAAUUGAAUGACUACAUGUAUCAGGCACUGAUGGGUGACCGUCAUGAUUUUGUGAAAAUAUUUUUGGAACAAGGCUUCAGCUUAGAAGAGUUUCUCACCGUCUAUAUGCUUGAAAAACUUUACACCGAUCAACUGAAAAAUAUGAGUUCAAAAGUGGCAAUUUUCAACAAAAUGUGGGAGUAUCAUCGAUCACAUCGGGCCUCAAAAGUCACCCUUCGAGAUGUUGGCAAAGUUAUCAAAUCCCUGGUUGGAGAUUUCUAUCAUCCUCUCUAUUUAAGCAAGGAAUUCCAACAGAAACUUGCACCUGAAAAAUCCGACUUAGCUGGUGAGCUUUCUUCCUCUAUCUAA